UGUGCCCCUCCUCCACCGACGUCCACGCAGACCCGGAUGUGGCUGCCCCACGCACACGCACUGGCCGCUUCUGGAAGGCUCUCAUGAUGGACUUUCUGAAAGCGGAGAUCGUGAGGAAAAGGAAACUUAUAGAGGAUAAAAAUCUCGUGGAGGGUAACAAAAGGUACUUCAAGCGAGGUGACUUGGCAAAGAAAGAAGAGGAGGCAUACUAUGAGAGAUGCGGCCUCAAGAGGGCUUCUCACAAGGCGACCGAGAAACAACCCCAGAUGAUGGCCAAUCAGCAGGAGGAGAAGGAGAUUGCCACGAGCAGCAUGAUGGACAUGGAGCUCAUGGGGGAGAAGCUGCCUAUGACGCUGAGCCGGCAGGAGGUUAUCAAGCGACUGCGAGAGCGAGCAGAGCCAAUUCGACUCUUCAGCGAGAGCGACUACGACGCGUUCCAGCGGCUGCGCAAGAUCGAGAUCCUCGCGCCCGAAGUUAACAAAGGUUUGAGGAACGACUUGAAGACAGCCAUGGACAAGAUCGACCUGCAGUACCUGAACGAGCUGGCGGCCGGGCAGGAGACGGAGGAGGAAGGUCAGAACGACCUCAAGGUGCAGGAGGAGAACACCACCAUCGAAGAGCUGCAGGAAUUGGGGAAAACUCUGGGCACAGAAAACGACCACCAGGACAUGGACCUGAUUCUGAAAGUCUUAAAGUUCCUGCUGGGCAGCUGGGCUAAGGAGCUGAACAGCCGUGAGGAGCACGUGAAGAGAGGCGUGGCGGGGAAGCUGGCCAGCGCCACGCACAGCCAGACCGAGGCCUACCUGCAGCCGCUCUUUCGCAAGCUCCGCAAAAAGAAUCUGUCAUCGGACAUCAAGGAGUACCUCACGGACAUCACCAAGUUUGUGCUGCAGCGGGAGUACGUGAAGGCCAACGAUGUGUACCUGCAGAUGGCCAUUGGCAACGCCCCGUGGCCCAUCGGGGUCACAAUGGUGGGCAUCCACGCCCGCACGGGUCGCGAGAAGAUCUUCUCGAAGCACGUGGCGCACGUCCUCAACGACGAGACGCAGCGCAAAUACAUCCAGGGGCUGAAGAGGCUGAUGACUGUUUGCCAGAGGAAUUUUCCCACCGACCCCUCCAAGUGUGUGGAGUACAAGGCCCUCUGAACAGAUGCCAGCCUCUCCAUCCAAAUUUUCCACCCCCCCCCACCUUCCCUUGUAAAUGUACCCGGACCGCAUUACCGUAUUUAUUGUAAUUGUAUCCGACCGCAUUACCGUAUUUCUGUUGGAUGGCGGCCACCCUCCCUCGAGAGCGCUACGGCGAGAUGCCCACCACCCGGAUUGGCUACGGGAGCUCGCGCUCGCGUGAAUAAAUUAAAACUCUCCGGGGGGGAGGGGGUUACCAAAGCUCGAUCUAUUUCUGGUCACUUCCCAUUUUUUAUUUGUUAAAUAAAAAGGGGAAUGAAGAGGUGGGCAAAGUGUGCAUGGGAGAGAGAUGGGAUAAAUGUAACGCGCGCUGAUAAGGUAAGGAGUCUUAAAACAUUUGUAGGAUAUGCUGUAGGUGUAUUGUGCACGUACGAGGCGUGUCCGUGGUUCAAGCCCACUCGCUCACAGCGAUUUGAUGAAUUGUCACGGUUUCGAGGUUGUGCUCGGUCGCAUUUUAUGUUUUUUUUCUUUGUCUUUGUGCCAGUCUCCCUCGCUGCAUCAGCCUGCAUGGAAUGCGACGAGCAAUUCAUUUUAUUAACGUUUCUCACCAUUGUCAUCAAAAUAUCUGCGAACCUUUUUGUAUAUGAUUGUUAAUAGUUUCACGCUCAUCUGUGCACGUGCUGUGAGCGUAAUAUAUUUUAGUCAAUUGGCGAAUCUUUCCACGUGUGACACGCGUGUGCGCAUUACACGUACACACGCACACACUUGUAAAGUCGUGUUUUUCCAAGAAAUAACUACUAGGAUGUGACUGUACACGUCUUGAAUAAAAACACUUGGCAAAUUCGUCAGUGACACUGUGUGGCCUUAAACGGAAAAGUAUGUAAUAGGUGACGUUUCGGGUAAUGAUCCACCUUCAUGGCACACGUCUUGAACAGACACCGGUGGCUAUGGGCUUGAAUCCUUCGAUGUCUAACGUGUACCGAUGCAUUGCACGUCAACGCACACGCUGCAGUACGCUUCUCAACGCUUGGAAGUGUUGUGAUAGGUGCUUGCUCAAACACGUCCAGAAUUCACCUGGUGGGAUAGAUUUAAACAAAAACAUCGUGAGUAAAAAUAUUUAACUUGCAUUGAUUUAGAUUACAAACUAAAUUAACCUUUUCACCAGUUAUGCAACGAGCAUUUGGCCCUCAAGGAAACAAAUACUAGAAUGUAAACUAUUGGUAUAUUUUGGUAUUUCGGCAAAUGUAGUUAAACGUGUGUAAUAAAUGAAGAAACUUGGAGAUAUCGAGUACGUAUUGUAAAUACUGUGGCAAGUUAGGCAUUUAACGUGUCCAAUAAAACAAGAGGUUGCUUUGUGUUGUUC
Petromyzon marinus (sea lamprey) is the source of this 2487-nucleotide messenger RNA. RefSeq names its product pre-mRNA processing factor 18 (gene PRPF18). Gene Ontology annotation, biological process: RNA splicing; generation of catalytic spliceosome for second transesterification step. NCBI's taxonomy places the organism in Eukaryota, Metazoa, Chordata, Hyperoartia, Petromyzontiformes, Petromyzontidae. Gene Ontology annotation, cellular component: U2-type post-spliceosomal complex; U4/U6 x U5 tri-snRNP complex; U5 snRNP. The record is from RefSeq and is a predicted model, not a curated record.